Molecule: messenger RNA, 429 nt
Organism: Camellia sinensis
Lineage: Eukaryota; Viridiplantae; Streptophyta; Magnoliopsida; Ericales; Theaceae
Source: RefSeq, a predicted model, not a curated record
AUGGUGGGUGGGUGGGUGACAGUGUGCGUUGGUAGGCGAGUGGGUGGGGUGGUGGUGAUGGUGGUAGUGAGUGGGGUGGUGGCGGGUGUGGGUGGUGGUGGUCGGCGCGUUGGGUGGUGGGUUGUGCAGGUGGCUGGUGGUGGCGGUGGGUGGAUGCGUGGUGCGGUAGUGGCACUGGGUCGUCUGGCAAGCGGUGGAUGCGUAGUUUUUGCAAGUGGUCGGUGGCAGGUGAGGUGCGCCAUGGUGUGGCGUGCGGUGGAUGUUAGUGGCAAGUGGUGGGGUGGUGGCGGAGCUGGAUGGCAGGUGAGUGGUGUGGUGGUGCGUGCGAGUGGUGGCAGGUUGGCUGGGGCUGGUGGGUGGCGAAGUAGGGUGGUGGGCAAUGGUGAUGCCGGGUGCUGGUCGGUGGCGUAUUUUCGUUUUGAUUUUUGA